UUAUCUUGCUAAUCUUCAUGGUAAGGGCCCAUGGGCCUGCUAAUUAUCAAAGUAAGGGCUCACGGGCAUGUGAAAGAUAUACAAAUUUAAGACUUAAGAUUUGUAGGGCUUUACCCCGGAGGGAGCCCUUCCAGAAAUUCUCAAAGGCCAGGGCUUAACCCUGGCCUUUGAGGGGGUUUGGAAAUAGUUUUCAACCAGCAAUUGACGCGCCUCGGUUAGAACCUCACUAGCUGCGUCAUUGCCCCAAGCGCAAAGAUGAAUUUAACACUAUCAUCUGUAUGUUUAUAUGUAGCUUGUUGACAGUACAGUAACUUAUACCUGUGCGAUGUGGGACUUGAAACACGUAUUCUUCAUUUCAUGUGAGCUGAUGGUUUUAUUUUUGUCUCGAUGAAUCUUAGAAAUUGAAUGAUGGGAGAUGAUAAAGGUUACUUCUUGUUCGUCACUUGCAUUAAGGGUAUUCAAGUUCAGAUUCUUAAUUUGCAAUGUCCAACUCUCUCAAUCUUUUCUCCCGUUUCAUACUUACUCAAAUUUGGACUCACUUGUCUCUACUUUUAUUGCUGCUAUAACCUCUUGCUCUUCUGUCUUUUCUAGCCGUGCAAUUCAUGCGCGUAUAAUCAAAUCUUUAAAUUAUAGAGAAGGGUUCAUUGGUGAUCAACUGGUGUCAUGUUAUUUCAAACUAGGUUGUGAAGAAGAAGCAGAGAAGCUGUUUGAUGAAAUGCCAGAUAAGGAUUUGGCCUCCUGGAAUUCUUUAAUUUCAGGAUAUUCACGAAAUGGGCAUGUUUUUAGAUGCUUGAUUGCAUUUAAUAGGAUGAAAUUUGAACAGGUUAUGCAGCCGAAUGAUUUCACGCUUUUAUCUAUAAUCUCAGCUUGUACUGACAUGAGAGUUCUCGAUGAAGGUAAAUACAUUCACGGGAUUGCGUUGAAAUUGGGUAUGCUAUGUGAACCAAAAGUCGUAAAUGCUCUUAUUAACUUGUACGGAAAGUGUGGAUUUGUAAAUGAGGCUUGUGGAUUGUUUGAGGCAAUAUCAGGGCAAAGCUUAGUGUCUUGGAAUUCAAUUAUUGCAGUCUAUAUGCAGAAUGGAUUUGCAAAAGAAGGGAUGAGACUUUUUAAUUUAAUGAGAAGGGCUGAAAUUAAGCCUGAUCAGGCCACCAUGUUGGCAUUACUUCAAGGUUAUGAAGAUUUAGGUAUAGGGAAAUUAGCUGAUAUGGUUCAUGGUUUUAUGUUGAGAUGUGGUCUAAUUGCAAACGUAACAAUUUCAACUGCCCUUUUAAGUUUGUAUUCAAAGUUAGGGAGAUUGUCUGCUUCGCGUGAGGUUUUUAGGGAAAUGAUCAAUCUGGAUAAAGUUGCUUGGACUGCUAUGCUUGCAGCCUAUGCUGUGCAUGGUCGUGGAAGAGAAGCUAUCGAGUUCUUUGAGCUCAUGGUGAAGAAAGAUGUGGUGCCUGAUCAUGUUACCUUCACUCAUUUGUUAAGUGCUUGUGGUCAUUCAGGGCUUGUCAAUGAGGGGAAGGAUUAUUUUAAGGAUAUGUCUGAAGUGUAUGGGAUAGAGCCUAGGUUGGAUCACUAUUCAUGCAUGGUUGAUCUUCUGGGUCGCUCUGGACUUUUAAGUGAUGCUUAUGAUCUGAUUAAAGGCAUGCCGAUGGAGCCAAAUUCUGGUGUUUGGGGGGCUCUUCUUGGUGCUUGUAGGGUUUAUGGUAAUAUUGAACUUGGUAAGGAAGCUGCUGAUCGAUUAUUUGCUUUAGAUCCAUCUGAUUCUAGAAACUAUAUCAUGCUGUCAAAUAUAUACUCUGCAGCUGGUUUGUGGAAGGAAGCUGCAAGAGUCAGGGCGCUAAUGAAGGAGAGAGGUCUCACCAGGAUCCCUGGAUGCAGUUUUAUUGAACAUGGAAAUGUGAUUCAUCGUUUUGUAGUGGGUGAUCAAUCUCAUUUAGAGUCAGAAAAAAUCUAUAAGAAGUUGGAAGAACUGAUUGGGAAGAUUCGAGUAGCUGGUUUUGCUUCUAAAACAGAAUAUGUCCUACAUGAUGUUGAGGAGGAAGUGAAAGAGCACAUGAUCAAUAAACACAGUGAAAAGUUAGCCAUUGCAUUUGGCCUUUUAGUUACUGAGGUUAGCAUGCCAUUAAUUAUCACAAAAAACUUGCGAAUAUGUGGUGAUUGUCACAGCAUGGCCAAAUUUGUAUCCUUGAUCGAGAAGCGAACUAUCAUAAUCCGAGAUUCAAAGCGGUUUCACCAUUUUGCCAAUGGUUUAUGUUCUUGUGGAGAUUACUGGUGACCCUCUGCAUCAUAUCCUCGAGGGGGGUGAAAUUCAUAGCUUAUUUGUCUUCUUGGCCGUUGAUAUAGCAUAAAUAGAUGAUCUCAAACAGAGCCCUUGAGUUCUAGGAGGAAACAUAAAAUGAUCAGCAUGAUGUUUAUUAAAAGUUAAAUCAGUCGGGUCUUCGAAACCAAUGUCCAGUGGCAUAUUUGUCUCUCCUGCAACUCUUCAACUCGAUUUAACGAACCAGGACAGGCUGAACUUAAUUCUAAGAGGAGACUCCGCUUUGGGCUGACGCAGAAGAUCUUGUCGAUAAACCCAUGAAAGCAUCAACUUGCUCUCAUUGAGCCCAAUUGGCAUUCUUGUUUGCACUUCUUUUAUUCGAGAUAAUGCUUCAUAAGUCACAUGUGAUAUAGAGUAUGGCCUUAUUUUAUAUCUGAGGCACACUGUGUCUUUCCCUGCACCCAAAUCAAACCAUUUUUGUACGAUGUCAAAAGUUUUUAAUAUAUCAACUCUCUGAGUAGCAUGCUUGCAAACCCUUUAUCGUUUGAUUAU
Molecule: messenger RNA, 2797 nt
Organism: Pistacia vera
Lineage: Eukaryota; Viridiplantae; Streptophyta; Magnoliopsida; Sapindales; Anacardiaceae
Product: pentatricopeptide repeat-containing protein At5g40410, mitochondrial
Exons: 1
Coding region: 416-2263 (615 amino acids)
Biological process (GO): RNA modification
Molecular function (GO): RNA binding; zinc ion binding; protein binding
Source: RefSeq, a predicted model, not a curated record